GGGAUCACCGUAAGGAAUUGGAGUGUUUGAAUAUAAAUAAAAAAAUUGUUGUAACAUUUUUUUUGAAAACUAAUAUUAAAAAAUGAAGCUCCUUCCCUCAAUUUGUCUACUCGUCACCGUUUUGGUGCUUACCAAUGCCGAGCCACCCCUCAUCAAACGUCCGUUAGGCUAUCCACUUUGGGCAGGAAAGAGUGCCAAGCAAAUAGCGCUUGGACGCAACAAAGCCGCUCUCGCCGGCGGCAAGCAACGUACUUUGGUGGUGCAGAUACGCAGCGAUCAGCCUGUGCCACUCGUAUUGAAAGGUGGACGCAACUCACAGCUACGACACGGACCCAAUCAUUUGCGUGGCGUGCGACCUUUCAAAUUGACUGGUCCAGUUUACUUGAAAAAUUCACCCAUCGUACACAAACCACUACAGCGUAAACCGCUAAAACUCAAAUUGACUAAUACAAAGCCGAAAAAUAAGCCUGCGACAAGCUACGAGGUGCCAUUCCGGUUUGAAGUGCCGAGCACAAACAACAUUGCAUAUCCGCCGUUGGGUAAUGAAGCUCAACAGUUGCCGUCGGAUACACAAAGCAAUUUCAUCACCGAGCAUGAACACGACAACGAUCACUUUGCACCCAUUCACACAAUACCCGCACCUAAUCUCUCCUUACCUGAAAAUCAUCUCCAGGAAUCAUAUUUGCCACCAAAACAACAACAAUCACAAACCUACCACCAAACCCUCACCAAUCAUAACAUCGAGAAUCAGUAUCAGGUCACAGAAGAGCACACCAAUGACCAAACCAUUCGUGACCCACUCUCUGGCUCACAGAAACUCUACGCGCCCGAUCCAGAUCCAUCGCUACCAGCUGCACAAUUGCGCCCUGCCACCGAGCCAUUCAAUCAGCCCAGCAACGGCAAACCACUACCAGUGGAUGUACAAUCCAACUUCCUUGUGCCCGCUCAGCCAUUGGUGCAGAUAAUCGGUGCCCAAGAGGUAGCCACGCCCGAGAUCUACCCAAUUCAAUUUACACAACAAGCCCAACUACAACCGCUAGUAAGCGCCAAUGUAGCUGCUGUACAUGCAGCAUCUGCGCCCAUCUACGAUCCAACAUAUCUGGUCACGCAGUCAAAUCAGCUUUAUACGCAACAUCAGCAACAGCUCUUCCAUCCUAGCGCUAGCCUCGUACAAGCCGGCUAUGUUAAUGCCGAUCUUACACAAGAGAUCGCCAGUGAUGGUCAAAUCUUACAGGCUGCCAAAGACCCACAUCACAAUAUUCAUCCAGUGUUGGAUAGUGCGCCGCAAUUUGCAGCGCUUAUUGCCGCCCCGGCCUUGGGUGAGCAAUCAGCGGCAGCAGCACACUAUAAUCUGCAGCCACAUGCUGCUGCACUAACAGCAACAUCUGCGGCGCCCGAGGGCGGAUUUGUUGUGUCAAAUUAUUAUGAUAAUGCAGGCCAAGACAAUUCUCAGCUGCUGCAAGCUUACGCUGAGGAGGAAGCACAGCGUCUCGAAAUCGAAGCGGAACAAGAAAAGCAGCAGUACGCUUUGCAACAACAGCAACAACAUUUGUUGGCGCUGCAACAGCAACAGCAGCACCACCAACAGCAACAGCACUUACAGCAACAACAAGAAUUGCAUCAACAGCAGCAGUUACAUCAGCAACAACAAGAAUUGCAACAGCAAGAGUUGCAUCAACAGCAGCAGCUACAUCAGCAACUACAAGAACAGCAACAGCUGCAGCAACAACUGCAAGAACAGCAGCUACAUCAUCAACAGUUGCAACAACAACAAUAUCAGCAACAACAACCAAAGCAGUCACUAGACCCGGCUGCUGCCGCCUUUCAUGAACACCAACGUCUAGUUCAGCAGCAGCUCGGUGCUGACACACCAUUGCGGAUAUUCGUUCCCGACGAUGAGAGCGCAGGGGAAGCGCGUUUGCAAAAGCGCUCUGAUAUGGUGAAGAAGGGCACCGUGGAGGACGCGAGCACCACCCACAAUGAGCACACGACAGCCGACGACGAUCUAUUCGAGGUAUCUUCGUCCGUUGAAGUAUCUAAUGAGAACCAAAAGGACGCACCCACGACUGACAACAAAUGA
Anastrepha obliqua is the source of this 2080-nucleotide messenger RNA. RefSeq lists its product as uncharacterized. NCBI's taxonomy places the organism in Eukaryota, Metazoa, Arthropoda, Insecta, Diptera, Tephritidae. The record is from RefSeq and is a predicted model, not a curated record. The coding region runs from base 83 to 2080 and encodes 665 amino acids. The transcript is spliced from 4 exons.